UAGGCGGACCUUGUAAAUUCAGGUGUUGAUAUUUUCUUGUGUAGAAGCUCUUUAGCGAAAUAACUAAUUAUUUCAAUGUAACUUUCGUAUGGUAGUGUGUGAAAUACAGUUAAUUAUUGAAACAAAUUAUAUUUGUAUAGUUUGUUGCUAGACUUUUUUGUUUCCCGAAAUCCACGUGUCUCACCACAAAACAAUAUUUGGUCUCAUUGUGCAGUAGGACAUGGAUAGGAACAACAUUUCCUUGCUCUGCUAUGUUGCAACGUGUACACCCGGGGCGUCGUCAUUACGCCGUUUCUGUUGUAAAACGUUUCUUAAACAGAAUGAAACGAGGCGGGACCAACCUUAAUUUGUCCAAUAGAAACUCUCGUUUUAGUUGCUAAACGUUCUGCAACUGUUUGGACUAAUGAUUACACCCCUGCUAGGUAGCUAUUAGCGAGCAGCAAUGUUGCUCUGUUAUUAGCCAGCGUCAAGCCAAAGCUUUGCCAAUGUAAUAAGAACAUUGGCACGGCAUUUCACUUUCAGUAACCAAAGGCGUAAUGUGAUAUUUCGAGGAAGAAUAUGACAAGAACACCAGUUGGACAGCCAAAUAAUCCGACUGCAAAGGAGAGAGCCAGGAAUAAUGAAGAGGUUCUAUUGUAGAAUCACGACGACAUUCUCUGUUUCAUGAGGAGCUACUGUCAGAAUCUGGGGAAUAGCAUAACUGGAUUUUUAUGUGAAAUCUUGAAGCUGUUGUCAUUUGCAACCUCGAAAAUGAUGUAUUCAUCAAGAAGGAAACCAGUCCUCUAUUUCAAAGAAGACCGAAGAUUCUGGUCUGGGAAAUGCACAGUCUACAAACUAUUUGGUCUGUGUGUGGUGCUGGUACUGGUCUCCCUCCUAUGGCUCCAAUUCAGCUGUACAGGAGACAUGAGCCGGGUUGUAGUGGAUGACGGACGCAUCCCCCAUCAGCCUUGUCCGCUGGAGAGACAGGCAUCCGCUGCGGACGACCCUUCCUGGGGUCCUCACAAGCUGGCCCUCCUGAUACCUUUCAGGGAGAGGUUUGAGGAGCUGCUGGUGUUUGUCCCCUUCAUGCACACCUUCUUGAACAACAAGAAAAUAUUGCAUACGAUCUUUGUAAUUAACCAGAUGGAUCACUAUCGGUUCAACAGAGCCUCUCUCAUUAACGUUGGUUACACGGAGAGUGGUAACGACACUGAUUACAUCGCCAUGCAUGAUGUGGACUUGUUACCUCUGAAUGAAGCUCUGGACUAUGGUUUCCCAGAGGAGGGCCCGUUCCACGUGGCCUCACCAGAGCUGCACCCGCUGUAUCACUACAAGACAUACGUGGGAGGAAUACUGCUGCUCACCAAACAGCAUUAUCACAUGUGCAACGGCAUGUCCAACCGGUUCUGGGGAUGGGGGAGAGAAGACGAUGAAUUCUACAGGAGACUAAGAACUGCUGGAUUACAGCUCUUCAGGCCCAGUGGGAUAAAAACAGGGUAUAAAACCUUUCGCCAUAUCCAUGACCCUGCCUGGAGGAAGAGAGACCAGAAGAGAAUGGCUGCACAGAAACAGGAACAAUUCAAGGUUGACCCUGAGGGCGGGUUGACUAACUUGCAGUACAAGGUGGAGUCGAGACAGGAGCUGACUAUUAGUGGAGCCCCUGUCACUGUCCUCAACAUCAAACUGGAGUGUGACACAGACAAGACUCCCUGGUGUCUGCUGAACUAAUAUGACCCCAAUGAUAGACCCAUGCUGCCUCUCACCUGGGUUAUGUUCAUUAUCCACCAAACGGAAUAAAACAGACUAAAACAGGGAGGGACUACCUGAGCUUCUCCAAUAAGAAACACUUGUUUUUGUGUGCCCUAAUGAAUGUGACCCUGGUGCUACAGAGGAGUGAUGUUACCCCUACUUGAAAUGUCUGGAAGACAUGGAUAAAAAAAAAACAUGUAGAUUAUUAUUUUAUUUUUUUCUCAAAAAAACGCAUCAGAAGACAUGGCCGACCCAGAGAAGAGGCUUUGGCCUUUGACCCCAGCAACGCCUUCCCUCAUUGGAGAGAUGGAAUGUAUUUAUAUUGAACUAGCUAUAUGAUGUCAUCCUUUAGAACUGUAUGUCUAACUUGCAUUCAGAACUGUGAGUGACUGGAUCUGCGAGUGACUGGAUCUGUGAGUGACUGGAUCUGUGAGUGACUGGAUCUGUGAGUGACUGGAUCUGUGAGUGACUGGAUCUGUGAGUGACUGGAUCUGCGAGUGACUGGAUCCGCGAGUGACUGGAUCCGCGAGUGACUGGAUCCGCGAGUGACUGGAUCCGCGAGUGACUGGAUCCGCGAGUGACUGGAUCCGCGAGUGACUGGAUCCGCGAGUGACUGGAUCCGCGAGUGACUGGAUCCGCGAGUGACUGGAUCCGCGAGUGACUGGAUCCGCGUGUGACUGGAUCCGCGUGUGACUGGAUCCGCGUGUGACUGGAUCCGCGUGUGACUGGAUCCGCGUGUGACUGGAUCCGCGAGUGACUGGAUCCGUGAGUGACUGGAUCCGCGAGUGACUGGAUGCAGGCCUAACUUCAGAGGCUUUGAACUACAGACAAGUUGCCAAUAUUGACGAUACAUGAAAGGAAAGGUGUACUGAAAUAAUAAGCAAUGGCCUUUGUAUCUA
Messenger RNA from Oncorhynchus keta (chum salmon), 2627 nucleotides. Its product is annotated as beta-1,4-galactosyltransferase 7-like. Gene Ontology annotation, biological process: proteoglycan biosynthetic process; carbohydrate metabolic process. The transcript is spliced from 6 exons. The record is from RefSeq and is a predicted model, not a curated record. Gene Ontology annotation, molecular function: xylosylprotein 4-beta-galactosyltransferase activity. NCBI's taxonomy places the organism in Eukaryota, Metazoa, Chordata, Actinopteri, Salmoniformes, Salmonidae. The coding region runs from base 664 to 1707 and encodes 347 amino acids.